GUCCUAAGGAAGUUGCUAAGCGGUUUGUUGACUGCAAAAAGACGCGGGAGUCUCAGGGACUCCAGCGAAAAGCUGAUUAGAUUUAAAUUUCAGGAUUUUUAUUUGGAUUCUGUAUAACAGAUCAAGUUAUGACUUUCCGGAGGGGAGUGCUGAUCGUGCUGGAGGGAGUGGACCGGGCCGGGAAGAGCACGCAAUGUGCGCGGCUGGUGCAGGCGCUGCAGCAGAACGGCCGCCGGGCAGAGAUCAUCAGAUUCCCCGACAGAACAACACCGAUCGGACAGCUGAUCAGUUCAUAUCUGGAGAAGAAGAGUAACCUGGAGGAUCACACUGUACAUCUGCUCUUCUCUGCAAACCGCUGGGAGUUAGUGCCUUUAAUCAGAGAGAAGCUGGAGCAGGGAAUUAACCUGGUGGUGGAUCGCUAUGCUUUUUCUGGAGUAGCUUUCACCAGCGCCAAACCCGGCUUCUCAUUGGACUGGUGUAAGCAGCCUGAUGUGGGCCUACCAAAGCCGGACCUGGUGAUGUUCCUGCAGCUGAGCCCCGAGGUGGCAGCUCAGCGGGGGCAGUUCGGAGCCGAGCGGUACGAGAUCAGCUCCUUCCAGCAGACGGUCCAACAGAGGUUUGAAGAAAUCAGGAACGAUACAUCAAUCAACUGGAAGGUGAUUGAUGCGUCUAGAAGCAUUGAAGAGGUUCACACAGAUAUUAAAUCAGCGAGUGAGAAAACCAUCGACGUCGCCCAACAUCUGCCUGUUGGAGAGCUGUGGAGGUGACUGGUUAAUGAGAACUGUAUUCUUGACUGGUUAAUGAGAACUGUGUACACAUUAAAUAAAAACCUCACAAUAAAAUUUACUGAAGCAA
Molecule: messenger RNA, 855 nt
Organism: Astyanax mexicanus (Mexican tetra)
Lineage: Eukaryota; Metazoa; Chordata; Actinopteri; Characiformes; Acestrorhamphidae
Gene: dtymk
Product: deoxythymidylate kinase (thymidylate kinase)
Exons: 5
Coding region: 129-767 (212 amino acids)
Biological process (GO): dUDP biosynthetic process; dTDP biosynthetic process; dTTP biosynthetic process
Cellular component (GO): cytosol; nucleus; mitochondrion
Molecular function (GO): dTMP kinase activity; ATP binding
Source: RefSeq, a predicted model, not a curated record